GUUUAAAAAAAAAGGUUGGAUAAUUUAGUACAUGGGUUUGCCAGUCUGAUAACUGUGGAAAAGCGGUUUUGGAAUAUUUUGUAGUGGAUUAUUUCUACCCGUGGAUGAACUGAAAAAAAGUGGCUGCCAUGACGACAGACGAGGCGGAGAGCGUUCAUACGAAACAGGUGUGCGAGCAGCAGCAGGAAGAGAAGGACCCCGCUGCUCAGGAGCCCGGCCCCACUGACACAGCUCAGGACAGCCCCUCUGGCCCUUCGCCGCCCCCUGGGGGCUCGGAGGACGAACAGCAGCUGAAGCCGCGGCAGCGCACCUCCGCUGGCCGCGGCCUCUCCCGCCUCUUCUCCUCCUUCCUGAAGCGCCGCUCACAGUGCUCAGAGGGUGAGGGGGUGGAGACGGAGAGAGUCCGGGAGACAGAGGGCCAGGACGAACCCAAAGCUCCCAUUGCGGACCCCGAACCAGAACUGCGCAUAGAAGGCGAUGUUGCUCUAGACCAGCACUCAAUCAGCAGUGCUGAAAACCAGCAAGUCGUAGCAGAUCUGAAAGAAAACGCCGAGCUGGAGUCUGUAAAGGGAGAAAAGGGGGAGAAGGGGGAGAAGAAGGAGAAGAAGGAGAAGAAAGAAAAGAAAGAGAAGGAGAAGAAGGAGAAGGCAGAUAAGGAGAAGACUGAGAAGAAAGAGAAGACGGAGAAAAAAGAGAAGGCAGAAAAGAAAGAAAAGAAGGAGAAAAAAGAGAAGAAGGACAAGAAGAAUGAGGACAAGGCCAAAGCAGAUGAGGCAGAGAAAGACAAGGAGCGAGAGAAGGUGAAAGAGAAGGAGAAGGAAGAGCCCAAAGCACAAGAUGCAGCGGCAGCAGAAACAGAAGCAAAGGAAGAAGGAGAAAAAGAGGCAGAGAAAGAGGAGGAGAACGCUGUGGUGGAGGAGGAGGAGGAGGAGGAGGAUGAGGGAAAGAAGCAGAAGGCAUCUCGCCGCCCCAAGAUCAUGCAGUGCAAAGUCACACUGCUGGAUGAUACCCUCUUCGAGUGUGAGCUGGAUAAACAUGCCAAAGGCCAGGAGCUGUUCGCAAAGGUGUGCGACCACCUGAAUCUUCUUGAGAAAGACUAUUAUGGCUUGGCUGUAUGGGAGACGCCAACUGUAAAGACAUGGUUGGACUUUUCCAAGGAGAUCAGACGGCAAGUACAAGGCACCAAUUAUGAUUUCACGUUCAAUGUGAAGUUCUACCCUCCCGAUCCGGCUCAGCUAUCGGAGGACAUCACCAGGUAUUAUUUGUGUUUGCAGCUGCGUAAAGACAUCAAGAGCGGUCGCCUGCCCUGCUCUUUCGUGACCCUGGCUCUGUUGGGCUCAUACGCCCUGCAGUCUGAACUGGGCGAGUACGACCCAGAGGUCCAUGGCACUGACUACGCCAAAGAGCUCCACCUGAUCCCAGGACAGACAAAAGAGCUCGAGGACAAAGUCAUGGAGCUUCACCGCACCUACAGGUCUAUGAGUCCAGCUCAAGCUGAUAUGAUGUUCCUGGAAAAUGCCAAAAAACUUGCCAUGUAUGGAGUUGACCUCCACCAGGCAAAGGAUCUGGAUGGGGUGGAUAUAAUGUUGGGUGUUUGCUCCAGUGGUCUGAUGGUGUAUAAAGACAAACUGAGGAUUAAUCGUUUUCCCUGGCCCAAAGUUCUCAAAGUCUCCUACAAACGUAGCAGUUUCUUCAUCAAGAUCCGGCCGUCUGACAUGGAACAAUAUGAAAGUGCCAUUGGCUUUAAACUGCCCAACUAUAAGGCUGCCAAGAAACUGUGGAAAGUGUGUGUGGAGCAUCACACAUUCUUCAGGUUGACGUCCACAGAGGUGGCCACAACUCCCAGGAAGUUCCUUGCUUUGGGAUCAAAGUUCCGUUACAGCGGGCGUACCCAGGCUCAGACCCGUCAGGCCAGCUCCAUGAUUGACAGACCCGCCCCCCAUUUCCAGCGCUCCGCCAGCAAGAGGGCGUCCCGUAGCUUAGAUGGAGCAAUGGUCUCGACCCCGGAUAAGAACGCCCGUCCCGUCAGCGCUCCCAUCAUGUCUCCCAUCUCCCCGGGUGAUGCGGCCCCUUCUCCAGUGGUGACAUCUGCCACCCGCACAGACCGUAAAGAGACGUCCACGCCCACGGGCCGCCCGCGCUCCACUGAGAGGAAGAGUGAAGUGAAGACAGAGGCACAUGUGACGGACAGCUCCAAAACACAUGGCACCAAAGCAGAGGGCGCAGCUGAGAUCAAGACGGUAGCCCGGCGAGAACGGCGGCACCGUAACACCCCGGUGGUGACGGCCACCAAUGGGGAGAGAAAGAGCCAGUCGCCACGGGCGGACACAGAGGUGGUGCGCAUGAGGAAGAAAAGAGCUAAGAAAAUUGAGGGUGAAACUAUUUAUAUCAGACAUAGCAAUUUAAUGUUGGAGGACGUGGAUAAGACACAGACAGAAAUCCUGCGUCAUCACACCAGUAUCAGUGAGCUCAAGCGGAGCUUCAUGGAGUCGGUUCCGGAGCCACGGCCUAGCGAGUGGGACAAACGUCUGUCCACUAACUCGCCCUUCCGCACCGCCAGCAUCAACAGCCAGCUGCAGCCUGACUCUCCUGUGGUGAAGACAAAAACUAUCACCAUUUCUGAUGUCACCAACUCACUUCGUGGUGAAGUCGCCACCAAGGACGUCCCGAUAGUGCACACAGAGACCAAGACCAUCACUUAUGAGUCUGCACAGCCCAAUGCUCUGUCAGAGAAGGAGUCUGGGAUGCUGCUGAGUGCUCAGACGAUCACAUCAGAGACUGUGAGCACCACCACCACAACACAGAUCACCAAGACGGUGAAAGGCGGAAUCUCAGAGACCCGUAUUGAGAAGAGGAUUGUGAUCACUGGAGACACUGAGAUUGAUCAUGAUAAGCAGGCUCUCGCUCAGGCUAUAAAGGAGGCAAAGGAGCAGCACCCUGACAUGUCUGUCACUAAAGUGGUGGUGCAUCAGGAAACCGAGAUCACACCUGAGUAAGACCUGUAUUAGACACAAGGUGAAAAUCUGGGAUCAAUCGGUUUAUGAAUGUCAAAAAGGAUCCCUCAUGUCCAGCCCCUUCCCACCAGCCUGCCAUGCCCACCCAGUUCUCCCAUGGACAAACACUUCCUGUAGCAGCACACACACCGCCAGCUGUGACCGCCACAUUCCAGACCCUAAACAUCUGUCAGACCUUGAACGUCUCAUUCUGCAAACUGAGCCUCCUUACAUUUACUCCUAACCAAUAAUUCCAAGGAACAAAGGCGAGAUCUCAUCCACUUCUCGGGACCUCGGACGGACUUUUCCAAAAAACCUGCCUGACAUUCGGUGACGGACUAAAACAAGUUAAACAAAUGUUUUCUAAAAACACAUUUUUAUCUCCAAUUCAAAUGAUAUUUUUAAGUUGGAUUGCAAAGGGAUGGUUUAAACAUUAACAACUGGGUGGUGGGAAUUUAAAGGACAAUUUUCUAAAGUGUCAAGUUGUUCUUUUUUUAAUUGAAUUGAAUUUCAUUUUAUUCUUGCAAUUGGUUGGUUUGGCAUCUGAUAAUGUUGUGACAGUUUUUUCGUUGAGACAGGGCAAAGGAGUAUUUUUUUAUAAUCUAAAACACUUAAAGGAUAAGUUCACCCAAAAAUGAAAAUUCUGUCAUAAUUUUUUCACCCUCAUGUUUCUAAGUCCAAGUUCCAAGAAUGAUUUUUUUUCUUCUGUCACCGUGCAACACAAAUGAAGUUUGCAUCAGAAUGAAAUGGUCACAGACAGUCAAGCACAAGCAUGACAAAAAAGCACCAUAAAAGUAUUAUAAAAGUUGUCCAUAUGACCUGUGCGCUAUAUUCCAUGUCUUCUGAAGCUGUAUGAUUUUCUGUGAAGAACAAACUUUAAAGGGAUAGUUAACCCAAAAAUAAAAAUUCUCAUCAUUUACUCACCCUCAUGCCAUCCCAGAUGUGUAUGACUUUCUUUCUUUAGCAGAACACAAAUGAAGAU
This is a messenger RNA of Myxocyprinus asiaticus (Chinese sucker), 3975 nucleotides long. Its product is annotated as protein 4.1-like. The transcript is spliced from 21 exons. Gene Ontology annotation, molecular function: actin binding; structural molecule activity. The record is from RefSeq and is a predicted model, not a curated record. Gene Ontology annotation, biological process: cortical actin cytoskeleton organization. Gene Ontology annotation, cellular component: cytoskeleton; plasma membrane. Lineage: Eukaryota; Metazoa; Chordata; Actinopteri; Cypriniformes; Catostomidae. Bases 129 to 2996 code for a protein of 955 amino acids.